CCUCGGUGGUUCCCCGGGCGGCCGCGGAGCUUCCUGGUUCCCAGAGGGUGCCGGAGCCGCGGCAACAGGAACUGAGAGACGGGGGGAGGAGGCGGUGCCGCCGCUCCGUGCAGUCGCGGCCCGAGCCGGGGGAGCGGAGCAGCCAUGGGCCGCCGCCCGCCGCAGCAGCGCCGCCGCCCUCCGUGCUAAGGCGGCCCGGGCCGCAGGGAGAGGGCCGUCUCCUCCCCGCCGGGCGCGGGGCUUCUCCCUCGGGGGACGCCGGAGCGGCCGCCCGGGCCCGCGAUGUGACCAUGGACAGCAGGUUCAAGGAGAAUCCAGAACGUACCUUUGAUUUGGUACUGAAGGUGAAAUGCCAAGCAUCUGAAAAUGAAGAUCCAGUGGUACUGUGGAAGUUCCCGGAGGACUUUGGAGACCAGGAAGUGCUGAACAGUGUUCCAAAGUUCUGCUUUCCUUUUGACGUCGAAAGGGUGUCCCAAAACCAAGUUGGACAGCAUUUCACUUUUGUGCUCACCGACAUUGAAAGUAAGCAACGGUUUGGAUUUUGCCGUUUGACGUCUGGAGGCAAAGUCUGCCUCUGUAUUCUGAGUUACCUACCCUGGUUUGAAGUAUACUAUAAGCUUUUAAAUACUCUGGCAGAUUAUUUGGCUAAAGAGCAGGAAAAUGACUCAAAGGAUUUGUUAAAAUCUUUGUAUAGCCAACCUGUGCCAAAGGCAAAUGCUUUGGUCAGUUUAAGUGUGAACCAAGAGAUGAUUUUUGCGAGUAAGCAAGUUUUGAAAAAAGAGCCUUGCCUUGUGUCGCACUUGUAUUUCAUUACUCCUGAUAUAACUGGAUUGCCAACAAUCCCUGAAAGUAGAAACCUCACUGAGUAUUUUGUUGCUGUGGAUGUGAACAACAUGCUGCAACUUUAUGCCAGUAUGUUGCAUGAGAGAAGAAUCAUUAUUACCUCGAGCAAACUAAGCACUUUAACUGCUUGUGUUCAUGCAUCAGCUGCAUUAUUGUAUCCCAUGUAUUGGCAGCACAUUUACAUCCCAGUGCUUCCUCCGCAUCUCCUGGACUACUGCUGUGCACCCAUGCCUUAUUUAAUUGGCGUCCACUUAAGCUUAAUAGAGAGAGUGAAAAAUAGAUCACUGGAAGAUGUGGUUUUGCUAAACGUUGACACAAACAAUCUAGAAAAUCCUUUUAAUGACCUGAGCAACUUACCCGGUGAAGUGGUCUCGGCCUUGAAAAAUAAACUGAAAAAGCAGUCUACAGCUACGGGUGACGGAGUAGCCAAGGCAUUUCUUCGGGCACAGGCAUCACUGUUUGGAUCCUACAGAGAUGCACUGAGAUACAAACCAGGAGAACCUAUAACUUUCUGUGAGAAUAGUUUUGUGAAGCAUCGUUCCAGUACUACUAAACAGUUCCUGGAAACUGCUGUUAACCUUCAGCUGUUUAAACAGUUUAUUGAUGGUCGACUAUCAAAAUUAAAUGCAGGAAGGGGAUUCUCUGAUGUCUUUGAAGAAGAAAUCACAACAGGAGGAUUUUGUGGAGGAAAUUCGAGAUCUUACCAGCAAUGGAUGUAUACUGUGAAGAAAGGCGGUGCACUGAUCAACACAGCAAUGACCAAAGCCACUCCGGCUGUGAAAACAGCAUACAAAAUUGCAAAAAAUCACGCAAGGCAAGGAAUAAAAGAAGUGAGGAGUAAGUUGAAACAUAAGGAGAGUGAGGAAGAUUAUCGAACUUGUGGUGCUGUUGCAGUGCAGAGUGCUCCGGUCUACACAGUGCAUAGCGAGAAAAGAGAGAACUCAGAAAAGCGAAGGCUUGCACAGGAUCUCAGAAUCAAGGACACUGUUGUCUCAUGGCAUACAGUUGUGUGUUUUCCAGCCACUUCACAAUCUUUCAAAUGCAUUAUCUAUGCAUCUCAAUAUGUUGAAGCGGAGAAGGUCUUUAUCCUGGGAAAGACACGUUUCAACCAGCACCUCAAUAACCAGGAUUUUACCUUGGAUGAAGAUGAUGAUGAUGAAAUAGAGAGAACAAGCAAGUUAUCAUCAGAAGACAGUGAAGAAGCUUCUGCUUGCUUUUAUGAUAGUGAUGAUUCCGGGGACACUGGAAUUACUUCACAGCAACAAGGAGAAAUGGACUUGCUUGGGGAGAUUUUGGACACGCUGAGCACACACAGUUCAGAUCAAGGAAAGCUUUCAGGAGCAAAGAGCCUGGACUUCUUUAGGUCGAUGGAUGACAUUGAUUACAAGACUACGAACAAGUCGAAUGCACCUAGUGAGAGCAACCUGACCCUGCUGUGCAGCAGUGCUAAUGACCAAGCAGACUGGAAUCUCGGUCAGGAUGACAGUGUCCUCCAUGGGAAACAACUCCCUCCAUCUCCGAGAAAACAAGUUUCUUCUGGCAGCCAUAGAGAAUCACUCUCAAACCUGAAAGAGGAAAACAGAGAGAAAACCAUUGUUACUGACAAGAUGGACAUCACUAGUGGCUGUAUAGCAUCCCCAUCUCCAGUACGAUCAAGUGACCAUUUUGCUUCUCUAGAAGGUUUCAAAGUGGGCUAUAAGUAUGCGAAGCAGAAUGAAACACUAAGCAAUACCUCAGAAGAUCCACUCGCAGCAAAUCUUGCUCAACAUCCAUCCAUUCUUGUCCCUUGGGAGAAAGAUAGGAAGGAAGGAAGUGAAACUCCAGAUGAGGGAGGGCUUCUUCAGGAAGUGGUAUCUUUAUGUAAGCUGAAUUCUGCUUUUCAUUAUGGUUUAAAUAUUUCAAAGGAUAGCUUAUCCAGCAGUAGCAGUGGAAAUAAAACGUAAGAGAACUACAAGAAGAGGAAUUUUACUCCCAUCAGAAGUUUAAAGGGAGACUACUCAGGACUCCAUAUAACGUGAUAACCAAAAUCUGAAAAAGGAAUAAGAGAUUUUCAAUUAUAAAAAACAAUUCAAUUCAGUAUGCAUCUUCUGCCACUGGGACAUUUGCUUCUAUGUUUACCCAGUUCUUUUGUUGGCUGUAGUUAGGUCCACAAAAUGGAACUAAAUAUAUAAAUGCACUCUUAAAUCAGGUACUAGUUAGUCUCUGUGCUACAAAUACAGCAGGUGUAUGGUGCUUCCUAGCGUUUACUUCCUCUAAGCAGCAGGAAAGUUAUCACCUAAUAGGUAACCAGGUUUUGAAGGUACUGUAUUAAUCCCAUUAAGCAGGAAACGAACCAAACAAUCUAGAUUUGUUUGAAAUGUACAAAUGUUAAUACUUUUAGUGAAUGAUAAUUGCCUUAAUCUUUUGAGAAGAGGUUUAACUAUCUUAGAAGAUGAAUGCAAAUGUACAAAACAGCAAUAAUGAUACUCCAUGACAAGAAUUUUCUUCAGCAAAGAGGGGGAAAAGGAAGGGUUUUUUUAGAUUGAGGAAUCACUUGUGACUAUAACUUGGAACUUACUGCAAACUUAAACUGUGGCUCUGUCUUCCAGAUUUCAGAAAGGUAGCAUGUGCUUUUCUCUUUUCUGUAAAGUACAUGAAGUGCUGAAUUAUAAUGUGAAGUUUAUUAACUUCUGUUUACAACUAAGACACUUUAAAGGCAUAUUAUCCAGUUUCUAUACGUAGACUAUUUCAUCUACAAAUUUUCAGAAAGGAAAGUGUAAGUGGAAUUGAUAGAUUCCUUUUUUAUUAUUAUUGUUAUUUUCUACAAUCUAUUACAGUUUGGAAACUAAUUUGUGCCUCUUCUGCAACGUUUUCUUUUGAUUCGUAGUACUUGCUGAAAGUAGUUCGAGUUGCUGUUACUUGGAAAUCAUAUUUAGUUAAACUAUUAAUACUCAUCACUGGGAAAGUCAUGUAACACUAGAAAAUUAAAAUUGCUGAUUCAACCUAAGACAGCUUAUACCCAACUUUCAUCUUAGCCAUUUUCUACACCUAAAAAUCUUUUUAACAAACUUUGUGAAAGAGAAUAAAUGGGCAUACUGCACACUGUAUUUAGAACAAGUAUUUGUCUUCCUCUGGAAGCAUUCCUGAAGAAUAUUUACAUAUUUAAAGUCCAAAAAUCACUCCUGUUAUAUGGGGCAACUCUCAUUUUCACUUCCCUUUUUUUUUUUUUUGUUUUUAAAUUCGUCACUUUUCUUUCUCUACCUCUCCAUCUUACCUUACGUGCAUUCUUUUUUCCAGGAUAGCUCAGCAUAGGAAAGGUGUGAAGUCAAGUUUCAAUAGAUUACCAUUGUCAGCUUUGAAGGAUAUUUGUGAUGCAGUUAACAGAAGUAACACGUGGGUUUUAAAAUGAACUGUGCCUGAGACGAAUGUUCUCCUGCUCUUCUAAACUGGUGCCAGAAAUGUUUUUUUCUUUCUCAUUUUGGCACGAAUGUUUAGUCAUAGCCUCGGCGUAGGCCUGAGUGAGCAACUUAAUGAGGUCAGGAGUUGGAUCAGAUUGCUCUUUAAUAUCUUUCUAGUAGUUUGUAGCAAAAUUUAAUAUCAGUCUCCACGCUGAGAUUUAUGAAUGAAUUUUCCUUCUAGCCAGCACAAAUGGAAAGGGUUUUCUUGACUGCUUUAUUGCAAGGCAGCUGACCUAAGGGAAUGGAUUGAUCUCAUUAGACAGGCAACGUUUGAUGCUUUACUGAAGAGCUGCAAAGGCAUCCCUGCAUAAAGCUUUAAAGCAAAAGUUUCAAUGAUGUGUUCCAAAAUUUUGGUUCGUUUGGGGAGAAGGGGAGACUCAGUACUUGUUGAGGAUAAGGCUCCAGAUACAAUCAGUGCAAGGGAGGUAAAAGGUUGUAAAAGUGGAAAUCUUAGGGAAACGUCUGCGUCUGAUUAGAGCAUGAGCAUUCCUGAGGGCAUCUGCAAUAUGUAUUGCUGAAGAAUCUCAGUGUUUCUGAGUUAGAGGUUUAAUGUGCUGAGCUCUGUGCGCUGUCCUUUGGUUCAUGGUAAUGUGUAACAACAUGCUGUAUAAGCUGGAAAUAGAUUUUUAAAAUUCAUGUAAAAAUGUUAUCUAGCAAAAUAUUUUAUACAGUCAAAAGGAGCUAAAUAAUUAAAAAUUAAAAUAAUUAAAUAAUUUUUGUUGUAACCUUUCCAGGAAGGUCAGAGUGUUUGACUCAGAUUCUGUUCAGAUGAGAGCAGCAGGAAAACUUGAUAGAUGGAUGCUUGUUGGGAGGUGAUAUUAAUGACACAGUAGAGGACAUUGUUCUUUACUGGUACUAAAGAUUGUCCAAAUGUAGUGCUUCUAAACGCAUCUAAGGGAAGAUAACCUAUGCAAAGGUCUGUGUUCUUGUAGAAUUUCUCACUUGUUCUCAUCCACGUCCUCACAAUUUCCAAAAUUUGCAUUUUGCAUCCAAUGCAGUGCUUCUGUCCAUACUUCUAUCUAAGAUGAUCUUGUUAUCUUUGUUUAUUAAAGAUAAUAUUGAUGUCUUAUGCAGGAAAGUUUCAGAACUUCUGGCUAUUGUUCCUUUCAAAUCAAUCAAACACGCAGGUCCAGGAAUGCUGCCAGAAAAUGGUUUUCAAAAAUGUCUAUCUGAUAGAAUAAAUCCUGCUGACUUUACAUGAGAGUUCGGCACUGAACUCCUAUUAUCACAUAGAUUGUCCUAUUCUCACCUUUGUGGAAAAAAUAUGGAAGCCAUAUGAGGCUGGUAAUAUUCACAUAGUUAUUAUAAGGAAAGUAAAAUUGAAAACUUGCUAGUGGAUCAAGAUUGAUGCGUCACAGUAAUAAUUCGCUGUUACAUUGAGUGAAAAAAAAAUAAAAAGAAAUAAACAGCUGAGUUACAAUAGAUAGGAGAUAAAAUAUAACUUAGAAUUAUUUUUUAUUUCAGUUGCCAUCAAAAUGUUUCUGCUUUCUUUCCUUACUAUUUAUAAAGCUUGUGGGGUGCUUACAGUCACUAAGCUGUAUGUCUUUUUGGUUUUGAACCCUGUAUAUAUUCAAAAAUCUCAGUCUUAUAUAUCUACACUGAAUUUAACUGUAGGUACCUAUUUAGAUGUGUAACGUUACAGAAUCUUUUCCACUUAGUGUCAGUGAUGUUUAAAAAGGCUAGUAUUUGUGCCUUAUUGAAAUGUCAUUACCAGUUACCAAAUAGACACAAGUCCAGAAUAAUAUUUUUGAUUCAACACUCUUCUCCUCUGUCCUUGUGCUAAUAUAAAGCUGUCUAUUGGCUACAUAUGCAGUAUUUUUAUUACCACAUUGAGUUCUAUAUUUAGAUAAAUCGUUCAGGUCCAGUACUUUUUACAAGUUUUAGACUUGUAUGCUUCUUAUUUGUGGAAAUUGUUCUAACGUCAUUGAAAAUCAUCAGUGUUCCUCACCAGCUGCUGGUGAGAAUUGAAUGCUGUUUGGUCAGAGCUCCUGUGGUGGUUGUCAGAGUCCUCCUUUUUCCUAACACAUCAAGAUCUCAAAAAGCUUCCCAUUCCUCGUGUUGUAGGGAGAUAUCAGGUUAUGUGGUUAAGCUUUGUAGUCUGUUCUUAGACUUAGGAACAAAUUUCUGACCUAAACAGACAGCACGAACAUAGAUGUCUGCCUGAAAUGAGCUGUAUUGUUUUGAGGGAAAAAGAAAAUGCGGUAGAAAAAGAUUGCUGAAUUUUUCCAGUGAGAUACUGAAGCAGAGCCUGGGAGUCCCCAUGAGGGACUUUAUGGAAAUUCAGAUUUCAGAAUCCAGUUGUAGUGAUUCCAACCGAAUCAUACAGGCAAAAAUAGUUCUGCCUAUGGGAUAAAUCCCCUCUGGGAUUCUUGGAAUGGAUAAUAAUGUGUUGUCCCAGUCAAAGCCUUCCCAUCCAUGCAUAUAGCAUUGCAACGCUGUGGAAAACAGCACAGUUUUCCCUGUGGAAAACAGGGAAGAGCAGUACUGUGGGCAAUAAGGUGAUUCUUGCCUACCCUCUAAGCAUGCAGAGGGAAGGCAGUGGUGUGCUCUCCCAUCCCACAGAUUUGGAGAUUAUGCGGCUCCUAAAACUAGACUUGUUUUGAGGAAAAAAUGUUGUUGUAGAAGUUCUCAUAUAACAUUUUGACUGAAAUCUUCAUUGUCAUUUAGCAUUUCAUUGGUAGUGCUGCUCUUUGGUGGAAGAUGGGGUCCUCAAAAUCCCAUCAGUAGCUGAAGUCUCUCUCAGGCAUGGUAAUGCAGACUUCAGAUGGAGCUUCAGACAUGCUGGGAGCUUCUGAAAAUCUCACCCAGUCUGUUAGAGAAAUGUUAUAGAGCUCAAAAAUCUGUUUUAGAUGUCUUUUUGGAUUUUAGAAUGAGCGUGUUACAGCUUUGUGUUCUUGUCAACUGUGUAAAGUUUUAGGCAAAAGAAAGCUAAGCCAGGUUUUUGAAACAGCUUUCAUUUUUCAACCUCCAAUCAGUCAUAUUCAGUCCUACAGAACAAUCUUUCUUCGGUGCAACUGUCUAAUCAGAUUGCUAGGAGCAUCUCAAAGCCUUUUUCUAUGCAUGUAAUUUGAAGAAACAUUUCAUGCAAUAAACAAAGUGCCAGUGCGAGGUCCUUUUGCAAACGCACCCCUGUGAAAUCCUGCCUGUGGUACCCUGCCCAGCAGAAAGCCUCUGAAUUGCUGUCUUCCCCAGCUGCGGGGAGAGACUGGGCUGCCCCUCAUUCCCAAGAGAGAUGUUUUCUCAUCUCUUGGUGCCAGCCCUCCGUCCAGGUGCAGUGAGACUUCAGUUAGCUUGCUCCCAGCAGGCUAGAACUUCAGCCUAAAUUACUGGGGCUACCAAAAAUGGUGUCAGAGGUAAGCAGCUUCAUUAUUGCAAAGCCUAGAGUGGUAAAAGCUGCCUGCUCCCACAGUGAAUCUUUGAAGUGUGAAUGUAGGAAUGCACCAGCAAAACCAGCGUGGAUGGAUGUGUGACUUGUCUUCUGUAACGUCAUCUUUGCUGCUAUUAGAUGUGUGUGUCUGCCAAGUGUUGCUCACCUGCUAACAGAAUCUGGGCUGGACAGAAUAUGUCCUUGUCCCCACCCCAAGGGUGUGGGCCAUAUCAUGUUCUUCAGGGUGGAUGAGAAUAAAGGAAUGAAAAAGGGAUGGUAUUUAUUUAUGUGUAAAACUUUCCUUGAUUUGCUUUGUAAUGUCUGUUUCAUAGUUUCAUCUGGUGGCCAGCUGAAAGUACUUAAUUAAGGACUUUCCUGGAGGCUGCUUAACUUCCUCUGAAUAGUUUCCUGAAAGGUACAUGGCCAGCAUGAUGUGGAGGGCCAGGUAGUUGGCAGGGUUGCCAUUUUCAGCUGAGUUGGAAUAUGAAGCAGGUGACACAGCUGAAAGUUAUCCUCAGUUUCACUAUAGUAAAGGGUACUCAGAUUCACUUAUACUAUUCCCUAGGUCAAUACUAAAGAUAUUAGUAUUUAGAAUCCAGUGACAGUAUUAGCAUUUGAAAAUUGAGUUUGUUAUGGUUCUACGUGAAUUGACAUUCUGUUAAAAAUAAGGGAGCUACUUGGUUUCAGGGGGAAUGUGUUGACUUUCAAAUCUUCAGUGAAUUUUGUGCAAUAUUUCUCCUUGUUUCAAAGUAAUUUAGUAGUUUUGAAUGUGCACAUCUGCUUUUCAAGCAGGUCUUUGAAAUUGUAUUUUUAGAAAAUGUGUAAAAUUACAUGUAGCACUGAAACAUGGUUGUAAGAUAAAAAUAUGAAGAAUAUAUUCUAAUGAGGCAAAUGUAUAUUUCCAAUGACCAGGAAUAAUUAUGGAUGUCACAUUCUACAGAAAUAAUAAAGCUUGAGCCAGUGUUUAUGUACAAGUGGGUAAUCUUAAAACUGUAUCCACUUCAGCUGAGAUAGGAUAAAUAUUAAAAUUCGUAAUCUUUAGUUAUAAUUUGAUCACUUUUUCUUAUAAUGGUUAAAAAUAAACAAGGAGUUAGGCACUGCUUUUCAUUAGCACCAAUGAGGGGACAGGUCAGGAUGAUGACCUGAUAGUUAUUAUGAAUUUAGUUUGUGACAUCCCUAAUUAUCAUCAGUCAUUACUUAAAAAAUCUACUAAUGUUGCCAGUAUCCUUUUAAUUUUCUGUAAAUUAAUAUCUUUAUAUACUGAUGUACAUUUUGUUUUAACCUUUGGUUUUCCCUGGAGAGCUUCUUUAAAUUAAUUUACUUGUAUGAGGCAAUAAAGCACUGUGGAACAGCUAGUCUUGGUGUAGCUAAUGCACAAGAGCAUUGCAUCUGUUACUUUAUGGUUUUUGAGAAGGAAAUUUAAAAUGCCUAGAUGUUUAGCAAACUGGUCGUUUGUGUUUGUCUGCUUUUUUAAGACCCGUCUCAGUUAUGAUGAGAAAUUCUCAUUGUGGAAAGAGACACAUUGUAUAUGCAAUCACUUCUAAUUUUUCCAGCACAUUUUAUUAGUGACUUUUGAAAUCAAUGUUAAUGUCCUUAUGUUUUUUAAUACCUAUAGAAAAGAUAUAAAAUACAGUGCAUUUUGAGGUUUUAUUGACCAUUUUUAAUGAUUUUGCAGACAUAAAGAAGCCUAACCAGCAUUAUGCUAACAGGUUUAGCAUUUUAGUUAAUCACUGGCUGUUAAUACAACUGGAACCAAACCUAAAAAUGUAUUCCAUGCUUUUGCACCCUCUGGACUACUGUUCAAAAUCAUCUCAAGAAUUGUAUUUUAGACCUUAGACUACUCUUAGUAGUGCACUGUGUAAUGUGUAGGAAAAGAGCUGUGAGUUUGUUUGGUUUUGUUUAAUUUGGAGGGGAGGGGGCGGGCGUUUUCCAGGUUAAUGGUUGUCAGUAGAAGUUGUUGGUGAAGUCCACGUUGCCAUCAAGUGCCCAACACUGUAUUAUAAAAUAAAACUUAUCGAUAUUUAACAA
Tympanuchus pallidicinctus (lesser prairie-chicken) is the source of this 9675-nucleotide messenger RNA. RefSeq names its product DENN domain containing 1B (gene DENND1B). Gene Ontology annotation, molecular function: guanyl-nucleotide exchange factor activity; phosphatidylinositol phosphate binding. The record is from RefSeq and is a predicted model, not a curated record. The transcript has 24 exons. Gene Ontology annotation, biological process: endocytosis; endocytic recycling. Lineage: Eukaryota; Metazoa; Chordata; Aves; Galliformes; Phasianidae. Gene Ontology annotation, cellular component: intracellular membrane-bounded organelle; nuclear speck; cytosol. The coding region runs from base 291 to 2786 and encodes 831 amino acids.